AGAACCUCUGUUUCCGUUCAAUCUGACGUGUACGGAUGUUUUCUGACAGUGGUCUACUCAGUAGCCCAAGGUUUCUCUUAUUUAACAGGAAGUUUCUACCAAGAUGUCAAAGAAGUCCAAGAAGAAGAAGAAGCAGAAGAAGGAGAAGGAGACAAAUAAGUUAUCUUUUUCCUCCAGUAAGUCGUCACAGAAGGAAAAGAGCACCAAGAAACGUAGUAGUGCAGAGGGGAAGCACCAUGGCAGCUGUUCUGCAGAGGAGAAACGGGGGAGAGAGAAAAGAGUUAGCCACUCCACCCCAGGGAAUAGUGCAGCAGGGAGCAGUCACAAGAAAGACAGGGAGUUCAAAAAAGCUCUCUACAGACUGGAGAAAACAACCUCGCAGGGUGCAGCGGAGGGAAAAAACGCCUGUCCUCUUGAAACCCUUCCUCAGGACAGCUCUGUGAGGAAGAGUUGCCCCAGCCAGGAUGGGUCGGCUACCACCGGGGUCAAGACCGCAGACAGGGUGUCUUCCAAACCAGUCAGCAGUCUGAGCACGAAUAAGACCCAGUCCCAAAAUGUGGAGAAGAUCCCUACGUCCCAGGGAAGCUCUAGUAAGCCAUCCGACAAGAGCCCCUCCAAAACAGCCUCGAGCAGACUGGCGACCAGUCCCAGGUCCCUCAUGGCGCAGCUGAAGGAGCAGAGGAAGACGCUGGUGAAAAGGAGGUCCAGACCUGAGGAGAAGCCUGGCAUUGGUAAGGACCACACCUCCCAAGGUAGGAGCUACCAAGACCCCCAACUGUCCCUGUCACUGGCUGAAGAGAUGAGGGAGAAGAGGAGGAAGCUAGUGAAGAGGAGAUCUGAAGAAGAAAAGGAGGAUGUUUUAAAGGCUAAACGAGACAAGAGUGGAGCAAAAUCCUAUAGUCUUCCCUUUAACAACAACAACACCACCACAAAGCAGUCCUCCACCUCUACUAAAAACGCUACCUUUGAGAAAAUCUCAGAUACAGAAAGACAUAGACCUACCACCCAAAAGCAGGGCAAUGUCUCUGAUCUGUCCAAAACAUCAGCGACAUCUAAGUCCACGUGUGCCGAGGUACAGAUGCCGCUACCCAAACCUCAGCUGCCUCUCAAUUUUAAGAUCCCCAAAAAGUCCAAACUUGGGCCACUGCCAGUUAAUAGAGCCAUCUGGGGGGGUGACCAGGAGGAUAAUAACGACAAUAAACCCAUCAGUGCUAGAGUGAAGGUGGUGUCUCCUGCUUCUAGGCUUUCUCAGCAGACAGGAAGUGCGUCCAAACUUUGGACACCAAGGAGUGUGUCCAAACUUUGGACACCAAGGAGUGUGUCCAAACUUUGCACACCAAGGAGUGUGUCCAAAUCUUUGAACUCCAAAGGUGGUGUGUCUGCUGCUGUGAACAAAAACAAGCAGCACAAAUGUGAAACGGUUCCAGAAUCUUCCAAAGGUUGUAAAGAAUUACAGCCCAGUUCAGCUCAAGGGAUGACAUCACCACCCUGUAACAGAACAACUUCCCCUGAAGAUUAUAUAGAAGUCUAUGAUAAUGACCAAGAGAUGCAGCUGGUGGAGGAGCUCCAUCUGGCCCGCAGUGAGAAGAGGCUGGAGCUGAAUGUGGUGGAGAUCUAUGGAGAACUCACCAGCAUGGACAUCGACCCAUCAGAGGAGGGCAUCACAUUCACACUCGGUAAAGAGGAGGAUCUUCAGCAGGAUCUGAUCGUUGUCCUGGACACCAACAUCCUUCUCAGUCACCUAGACUUUGUCAAGAAGAUGAGGUCACACGGCCUUGGAGCUCUAGGUCUCCCCACAGUGCUCAUACCCUGGGUGGUACUACAGGAGCUAGACUCUCUGAAGAACAGGAAGAGGCUGUCCAGCUCUGUCGCCCACCUGGCCACACCUGCCGUUCAUUACAUCUACACCUGCCUGAAGAGCCAGGAGCCUCGACUCUGGGGCCAGUCCAUGCAGCAGGCCUCUCAGAGCAGCCAGGGACUCAAUGCUGAGAAUAAUGACGACAGAGUGCUGCAGUGCUGCCUGCAAUACCAGAGUCUUUACCCAGAGGGUGCUCUCAUCCUUUGCACUAAUGAUAAGAACCUGUGUAGUAAGGCAUUGCUGAGUGGGGUGAAGGCCUUCGGUAAGGCUGACCUGGUGGAGGAGGUAGACAGGCUCAAAACGCCUGGCGUCCACAACCUGACCCCCACCCAACCCCACACACAGAACCCUGUCAGCACACAGACACAAACACUCAUCUGCACCCCGAGCCAGACCCGUGACCACCAGAAAACCAGCCCCUUCCCAGGCCAGCAGCAGAAUGAACAGAGCAGGAGUGAUGGAGGGAAAGAGAGAGAAAUGGAAGAGAAGCGAAAGAAGGCUGCAGAAGAGGCCCGGGAGCUGAGCAGCUGUGUGUCAGUACUGGAGGACUGUCUGAAGGAGGUGCUAUCUCAGGUGCUGGAGAUUGAGAUGAAGGAAGCCUAUGAAGAACUGUGGACAGAGAUCGUAUAUCUGAAACCGCCCUGGACUCUUGAAGGCCUUCUGCAGUGUUUCAAGAAACACUGGAUCUCUGUCUUUGGCAACAUUGUCCCUCGAAAUCUGCAGCAAUCCCUGGAAAACCUUCACAACUUCUUCUUCUCGGGUAAAUCAGUAGAGCAUAGCUCUACAGUGCUGGCUCUGUAUGAGGCUAGAGAUCUGCUGCAGGCCUUCGGCUGCAGGUCAGACUACGAUGGGCGUGUCCAACCGGCCCUCGCCUCCCUGAACACCCUGCUGCAGAGGAUAGUCCCUCAGCCAGAGAAAGUCUCAGAGGAGAACCACACCUGUGAUGGUGACACCCUCAUGGAGGAAGAGGAGGAGGAGGAGGAGGAAGAGAAACAGACCACCCCUGCUCAGGUGUCACACCAGGAAGUGUGGGUGAUGUUUGAGAACAUAUGGAACAAUGUGUGUGGGAUCAGCUCUGCUGUGUUCGCCGCUCUCCGCUUUGAUCCGGGCGCCAUAGAAACCAACCAGCCAGUAGAGGGUCCUCCCCUUCCCCAGGACGCCCUCUCCUGUCUGCACAGACUGUCUACUGCUGUCAGACAACUGCUACAGGCCUUUACCAGGGUUCUGUCAACAGACAGCUGUCUAGAAGAUGCCCAGGCUCUCCUCUCCUUCAUCCACUCCAGUGAGAUUGCUGCCAUGGAGCCCAGGUUCACUGCCAAAGACCUGUUGGACUGUCUCUCACAGCACGAGUACAGGGAGAAGCUGUGUGUGGGGGGGACCCAGUUGGCAGAGCUGAACGUCAGUCUAGAGCGCUGCGCUGAGGUCACGUCCCGGCAGGUCACACCAAGCACCUGGCCCUGAUUGGACCACAACCAGGAAGUUUGGACUAAAACAUCCUACCAGAGGCCUCAAAUUGCAUCAUAUCACAACUCAACAACUUUACUUGAAGCCACUGUUUUCAUAUGGAGCUGACCUAUUUCAUUCAGCACCUUUUCUGACUUAAUUUAGUUUCUUGUGUGUGGAUGUUGGUGUAGAGCAGUGGUCACCAACCAACCGGUCAAUCAAGGCAUUUCUAGUCGAUCACCAAACAUUUCUGUAAAAAACCCAAUGAUAAAGCCUUGUGUUCCUAUUUUCUUUAUUCAUGGGCUGCUUCCCAAAUGCCCCAUAGGGCUCUGGUCUAAAGUAGUGUACUAUUUGGGACACAGACAUGCUAUUUGGGACACAGACAUGCUGUUUCUGGUGCUUCUUAUAGUAGCCAUUUUGGGCCUCCAUCUCUUCACCAUCUCUACACAACAGUGUGUUAGUAGGGAUAUGGAUCUUCCAAAUGUUUUGUUAUCCUCACACAGACCAGGUUUCCAUCCAACCAUUUCAUGCGGAUGAAUGACCUGAUGCAUGAAAAAAGUAACUACCGGUCUGAUGGAAACAGGAUAUGCCAGUAAAAUGUUAUAGAUGCCGACAGAGAAUUUGUUCGUUCGACAUGGUGGGAUGUUUUUGUGUCUGUAAAAUUAAUUAUAAGAGAAAUUAUGGUGGAAAUGCCUUUAUGCGCAAAUAUUGAUAUAAAAACUAUCAUAUGGAAGUAAGCUUGGAGUCACGCGAUGAUAUGAUAUGUGAUCCUCCCACUAGGACUCAGGAAACCAUGCAGUUUAUUAGUCUACGGAUGAAAUAAGUUAUGAUGAAGUUAACAGGGUGGUGAAGGUGUACAGUGAUGAGCUUGAUGCUCCUUUCCAAUACUCUGGUGAUAUGAUGAUCGAUGUGGCUCCAUAAUAAUCUCAUAAUGUACGUAGCCUUCCAGCACUGUGUGUUAGAGCAGUUGGCUAGAGUGCAUGUGCCAAGACCAGAGUGGGGACAUUUGCUAUAGAAUGCAACAGUUUUUGUGACAAAACCAUCAGUAGAGUUGAAAAUGCGAUUGAAACCCAUUGAACUUGUAUUUUUCAUUCAGUACGUGGGAAUUUAACCACAAACCUUAUUUUUAUGUGCACUACGUCAUCACGCACAGACUGAUGGAAACGUCUCUGCUGGGAAAAUGCAUAUAUUAUUUUAUGCAGAUUGAUGAAUAUUCACAUGAAAAUCUGUCGCAAAUUGGAUGGAAACCUAGCUACUGGAUUGGAAUGUUUACACAUACAGAAUGGCAGUUUUUUCUGACAUAUUUAAACCCUCAGCCAUCAUGCUACUCUCUCUGUUACUAUGACCUAUGACCUUAGAUUGUAGUGUGGGUUUUCACUUUCAGCUUGCCGUGCUGUUUUAACGAGAACCUACACGAUAAACCCACAUUCUAUACAAAAAGACAUGACUGCCCAACAUCAUCUCCAUAUUCCUCAACAUUUAGAAUUUUUUUAAUAUUCUUUUUUUACCUUUGUUUAACUAGGCAAGUCAGUUAAGAUCAAAUUCUUGGGCCCCCCGAGUGGCGCAGUGGUCUAAGGCACUGAGAUUCUGGGUUCGAGUCCAGGCUCUGUCGCAGCCGGCCGCAACCAGGAGACCCAUGGGGCGGCAAAAAAUUAGCCCAGAGUCGUCUGGGUUAGGGGAGGGUUUGGCCAGCCGGGAU
This is a messenger RNA of Salmo salar (Atlantic salmon), 5000 nucleotides long. RefSeq names its product SWT1 RNA endoribonuclease homolog (gene swt1). NCBI's taxonomy places the organism in Eukaryota, Metazoa, Chordata, Actinopteri, Salmoniformes, Salmonidae. Gene Ontology annotation, cellular component: nucleus. The record is from RefSeq and is a predicted model, not a curated record.